This is a messenger RNA of Rodentolepis nana, 1086 nucleotides long. NCBI's taxonomy places the organism in Eukaryota, Metazoa, Platyhelminthes, Cestoda, Cyclophyllidea, Hymenolepididae. The record is from the annotation of a GenBank genome assembly.
UGGUUGAAACGAGUUGAUCCAGAGGAAGUGGACACCUAUAAAGCACUGGGAAAAUCGUUGGUUCCUCUACCAUCUCCACGAUCAGAGGAAGCGAGUGAGCUCUAUCUGGCCUUAGAGAAGUGGGAAGAUGCUCCAGCAUUCAUGGAACAAACAGUGAUUGAAACACAUCCUGCCAAGUCCCAGGGAUCAGCCGGGAAUACUCCUGGUGAAAUUACAGUGCCAGAACGUGAAUUCCUUAGCAACACUCGCCACGAAGGUGAAGCAGAGGAGAGAAUUUUUCUCUCACGUCUGCGACUUCGGGGACCAGUCAGUCCUCAACUCCAUGCAGGAAAGUACGUUGUCAUGACAAUGAGUAGAUCCAAUCUCAAAGCCAUCGACUAUGCAGUCGUAUAUGUCACUAUUCUGCAAAAAUCCUUCAAUGCAACAGUACAUAACAUCAUAGUUUACUGCGUGGUACCAAUCUCCUUUAUCCUCCUGACUGUCUUCGUCUCACUCUACUUCUUCCUGAGCCGACGAAAUAAAGACCUUAACCACUCCGCCAACCGACGCGGUGGAACUUUAUUCUCACCAGUUGGCCGAGGUAAUUCACUGCCCAGUGUAAAGAAAGAUUACACUUCUAUAGUACGCGCAACACCACGAUCUUCCGUCUUUUCAAAUGGAAAUACCCUUUCAAAUGGGAGCAAGACGUCAUCCUGCCUCCCCCCUUAUGCAUCCCAUUCCUCCUCAACUCCAAGUCAAUGGAAUUCGAAUCCACAUAUGGCUGCUCCUUCUACAGCAACAAGUCCCAUAACUCAAACGAACUCAAUUCACAACUUUCAGUCACACUUGUCCCAACCCACCAACCAAUUGCCACCUUCAGCCUCUACCUUCUACAAUUACUCAGGUCUGCAGUCAAUGGCUUCUCAACAGCCCACUUACUGGCAUCCCCCAGCGCCUUCUAUUGCCACCGAAACCUCUUUUGACCAAUACUCAGCUAUUAUGGGAAGUCCAGCGUCAAAUAUGGGAGGAUUCUUGGUGAACCAACGACUUCCGUUCUUGCAAACGCCAAGUCAACAGCAGCCCCAGCUUAACUUUCCCAGUGUUUGA